AUGGAUCAAAAUAGGGGAGAGAGCUGGAGGGAAUUAGUGAAGAAGAUGCUUCCUCCUGGUGCUGCUAUACCUGCUGAUGCUUCUAAUCUUGACUACUCCAUAGCUAUGGAAUAUGUUGGUCCACCAGUUUCAUAUGAUGUGCCAAGAGUUGAGCCACUUGAUGCAAACUCAAGAGCAAUUCCCACUGCCGAACCACUCUCUGCAUCACAAAGAUCAAAUACUCAUGCAGGGUCUAUGGUGAUUGAACCAAUCCCUCUGCCAGUGUCUCGUAUUGCCGGUGUAACGAGUUCUCCUAAUCAGAGUCCGAGGGUGUCUGGAAGUUCAGAUUCUGUGGUUUCUGUCCUGCAAAACCCGGAUCUUUCUUCCGCUUCACCUUCGGCUUCGCCUGCUUCAGUUCAUAAUCCUCCAAGCAAUCCUCCUAAGCCGGUGGUUAACGAAGCAAAGAGGGCACCGGUUGUCACUUUCAAUACUGUCGAUAGAUCUCAGAGGAAAGAGGUAGAGGUUGUGAAGCCAGUUUAUUCGGAAUACGUUGGAGUUUUGAAGGAAAGGAAGAAAAAGAAUUUAAGAGUUUGUUAUAGGUGUGGAAAGGGGAAGUGGGAAACUAAGGAAUCUUGCAUAGUUUGUAAUGCCAAGUAUUGCAGCAACUGUGUGCUUAGGGCAAUGGGAUCAAUGCCUGAAGGACGCAAAUGUGUAACAUGCAUUGGUCAGCCAAUUGAUGAAUCAAAGCGACUGAAAUUGGGUAAAUAUUCAAGGGUGUUGUCUCGACUGUUAAGUCCUCUAGAAGUCAAGCAAAUUAUGAAAGCAGAGAAAGAAUGUUCUGCUAAUCAGCUUCGGCCAGAGCAGCUGAUUGUCAAUGGUUUGCCCCUGAAGCCUGAUGAGAUGGCAGAAUUACUCGGAUGCCCCUUACCUCCACGUAAGCUGAAGCCUGGUAGAUAUUAUCUGGUGGCACACCCCACUCUUUCCAUUUCACUCCUACCUCUGACAGCAUAA
This is a messenger RNA of Cajanus cajan (pigeon pea), 990 nucleotides long. The record is from RefSeq and is a predicted model, not a curated record. Lineage: Eukaryota; Viridiplantae; Streptophyta; Magnoliopsida; Fabales; Fabaceae.